Messenger RNA from Hyaloscypha bicolor E, 2958 nucleotides. Its product is annotated as ankyrin. Bases 1 to 2958 code for a protein of 985 amino acids. The record is from RefSeq and is a predicted model, not a curated record. Gene Ontology annotation, molecular function: protein binding. The transcript is spliced from 5 exons. Lineage: Eukaryota; Fungi; Ascomycota; Leotiomycetes; Helotiales; Hyaloscyphaceae.
AUGGCGGAUCCCCUGUCCAUCGCGGCCAGCAUCGCUGGCCUUCUCUCCUUGGCUGAUGUGUCCGCCAAGAAUGCAAACGAGGAGAUUCGGGGCCUGGCCAACGAAGUGAAUCUACUCAUCGGAGCCUUGAGCAGCCUGGAACGUCUCGCCAAGGGAUUCAGGGACGAGCCGUUCGACAGAGCGUUUCGCAUGGACCACAUUGAUGCUUGUCAGACACUACUUCAGUCGCUGAGGGAGAAGGUGCCCAAGCCAGACGCCAAUGACUUGAAGAAUAGGCUCACCUGGCCUUUCAAGUCGUCGUUUGUCAAAGAGAAGCUCGAAGAACUCACCCGUCACAAACAGCACAUAACUCUGGCGCUGACCGCCGACUCGAUGAACGCCCUUCUCCGCGUCAUAUCGGCGCAGAAGGAUUCGCAAGAUACAGCAUCCGAGACCCUUGGCCACGCAAGGCAAACCCACGAGAUUGUGUGCCGGAUUCAUCACGACGCAGAAAAGCGCAAAGUCUUGGAGUCCUUCCUUCAAUGUAACCCUCAGUCCAACUACGAGAUGAGUCUAGGCCUUCGCCAUCCACGGACGGGGCUGUGGUUGUUGCGCAUGCUGGACUUCCAGACAUGGGUGUCGACGCCGGGCUCCAAGAUUUGGUUCAGCGGCAUACCCGGUGCUGGAAAGACGGUUCUUGCAGGCUCCAUUAUCGAAGCAGCUCUUGAACAGAGCACCGAGAAGAUUGCCACAGCGUUUUUCUUCUGCGACUACAAGGAUGCAAAGACACACGAUCUCGUCAACAUCCUCGGCGCCCUCGCUUACCAGUUGGCGAUUCAGAAAGACGAGGCCUACGACAUCCUGGAGGGAUACUAUGAGAAAUUGCAUCCUGCCCGAGGCCUACCCAGAAACCCUACAGCGUCCCAGCUAGCAGAUUUGUUGGGAAAGAUGGCUGCAUUUUUCGGCCAUGUCCUCGUUGUCGUGGACGCACUAGAUGAAUGCGGGAACUCGACAGUCGAGGUGGUGAGGUGCCUGGUUGAGAUAUCAGAGAAGAUCAACCACAUGUCGCUCGCUCUUCUAAGUCGCGACGAGCUUCACAUCAGGUGUAGGCUUGACGGCUACUUCAAAAGCGUCGAAAUCGCGGCUAAAAAGGACGAUAUAAUCCUCUAUGUGACAUGCGAGAUCGAAGAACGUAUUCGUGGUAGGAGGCUCCAUAUCGAAGAUGCCGAGCUGAAGGAGGAGAUACUGGAGGGGCUAAUCGAUGGGGCGAAGGGGAUCCAGACGACUCUUGUCCAGAUGGCGCUACACUUCGUGGCGUAUGCCCAACCAGCGCCCACCAUCGACCAGCUGCGCGAGCUGCUUUCAGUGCCUACAUGUGGUAACUCCCUAGGACCUCAAAAUUUGAUCCACGAAGAUACCAUUGCCAAGCCGUGUAGUAGUCUUGUCCGGAAGUUGAAUGACGGACAAUACUACGAGUUUGCACACUUCUCCGUGCAGGAAUUCCUAGAGGGUGAUUGGCUCGACGACAAACACCAGAGCUUAUUCAAAAUCACCAAGGCACACUGCAACCAACUUCUGGCUUCCACUUGCUUAAGCUAUAUCCAGCUAGAUAACUUCAGCCCCUUCCUGAAACUUGAAUGCGCAGAGGACUGGGUUGAGUACGUUGAGAAGCAGAAAGAGGGGCACACCCUCUACAAGUACGCAAGCUUGAAUUGGCCAAAGUUCGCAAGAGGCCAAUGGCACGUCAAGGAGAUCGUCAUCUUGGCCAAGCGCCUCUUCGAUCCUCGAAAGCCUGCAGUCUUCAUUUGCUGGGCUAUAGUGUUCUCAAAUUGGAUCUUUGGUUUCGAUGACAACGACUACUACUGGACAGAUGAAGACUGGCAAGCACUCGACGAAAUUACCAGCAAGAAUGUUACACCUCUAUAUUUUGCAGCAAUGUUAUCUCUUCCAGAGAUAUGCAAAUUUUUGAUUAACCACACAGCCGACGUAGACAUUCGGAGUGGACUCGGCAGCCCCAUACAGUGUGCCAUUGGCGGCUUGUGGAUCUUCCGGUGCAGUAGGUUUAGCCGCUCAAUUGGGCCCAAUCUGGAGGAGUGGUAUAUUGCGGAUUAUAAUAGGGAGCCUUUUCACCAAGCUACAGUUGAAACCAUCGACCUCCUCGUGGCGGCUGGGGUGGACCCUUCAAUCAUCAGUUUGGGCGACGUUGAGUCUGAACUAGACAUCCUGCCUGAUAAUCUGGGUGUGCAGUUAUCAAAGUUUCCGGAAUGGCACUCCCAGUUUGGUGAGCACUGCCAACAUCUUCUGCGAGAGCUCAGUGGAGCGAUGGGCACAUCAGCCUUCGUGCUCAAGCUCUGCUCGCUGAUGCUGAUCUCUCGAGGUGCGCAAUCAACUGCGUCAAGCACGGGACCGCCGAGACCCUCGGGAGAUUACUUUCUGACGCCAGAUUUCGACCAGCAGAUAUUGAUGCUGAAUAUGGCGAAUCAUUACUGCACCUCGUCGUUAGAUUGUGGUAUGGAAAGCCAAGAUUUAUCAAGGGCACUCAGAACAACAGAUCGACUUGGUUAUACUCCGUUGGUGCUUGCCAUCGAAUUAGAGCACGUGGAACUAGCACUGUUACUCCUAACAAACUGCCAGAACGACGCACCCACUUGGGAAAGUCCGACAACGCAUGUACUCCGCCUUGCAGCUCGAGCAGGGUCUCUGCCCUUAUUUCAAGGUCUUCUCGAUGCCGGGGUAGAUGCUGAUGCUGGAGAUCCAGGCUUGUUUUCGCCACUGCAUUGCCUCGGAUCAGGGGCGACUCUUGAAUUCAUCGACUAUCUUAAAUCCCAGUACAAGGACGCCUGCGCGCAGCGCCUUCAUGGCAGGCUGCCUUUGGAGAAUUUCUUGCAGGCCUGGCUGUGUCAGGAGCAUAUUCCAGCUGGGGAACUGGAUCCCAGACUGAUUGAUGCCUUGACUAGCCCGAGCGACACGCUCUCCUAG